GUUUUACUUCUCCAGCCCAUCAUUUGACUGGAGCUUUUUUCUUAUUUGUCAGGUUCUCAUUCUAACUACCCGUACUUAUCCCUGAUUAGGCCCUCUCCAAGACUGCAAGGGGCCUCGUAUAUACAACGUGUUAAGUACCCUACGCGUUGUAGCCUCUUUCUAACCCCUUCGUGAAGGCUAUAUACGAGCUGUCUUCGAGGCAAUCCUUUCGAUGUCGACUUUGGUUCAGUGAUACCUAGCUAAGGUUGUAGAAUACCUGAUUCUACCUAAUGUCUCUUGUAAUGUCACGGAUACCGGGGGCGGGAGGAGUUGAAGUAACUGUGGCGUACACUGUCACUACUUUACACAUGAAUGAUAGCGUCGCUUGAGAAAUAGAGUUUCUGUCAUCCUGUCAUCCUGCCAUCUCCGCUCAAGGAUUUUAUUAUGGAGAGCAUCUUCUUAAAGUCAAUCAACUGGGGGAUUCUUGUGGAAAAGGAAAUAGUGGUCCAAACAAAUCAUGAAGUCGUUGAAGACUUGGAAGCGCCCCAUCCGCCAUCUAUCGUAUCCAUUAUUCGCUCUGGGUUCGACUUGAGGGGGGGAACUACAACUUCCGAGGCGCUUCAGAGGCCAUCGUCUCGUCCUCAAGGCAAGAUGGUUUCCCGUCCUGACGUCGGGGAGGGAGAAAAUCCCGAAGAGGGCCUUGCCGACUUUUUCCGUAGCGAGCCCCCUCCAGGCAAUUUUAUGUCGAUACCCGACGACGUGAGCGUUUAUUCGGUCCAUAAGAAAUGGGAUAUGUUUAAGGUCUUUGGGAAAAGGCGAAAGAGUCGAAAACGCCAACCACCGCUUAUUAGACUUCCGGAUACUGCUAUUUCCGCUAGAACUAUUAGCGGCCACCGAUACAUUGCCAUAUCGGUCCCUUCCGGCAAUUCGCAUUCUGAAUCAAUUCCUACCCAGCAACAGUCGGCACUAAGGCCCAUUGGAGCAAAGUUUCAGCAGGAAAUUGGGUCGGAACAUAGCCCGGCGUCAAAUCGUAAUAUCCAUAAUAUCCAGGUCUCCAGGCCCGUGACCGGGGAUCGUGAAUCACAAUCCUCAGCGUCGCUGGCGCCAAGGUCAUUAAGGCAACCAGAAGCAUUCACCUUUCUCGCGUCUCCUCCUAGAAAGGCAUCUAUGCUUUCAACGCUACCAUCACACGAAGAAGAACCUUAUUCUUCGAAGGGAAAAGAACCAGACAGGCAGGAUAAGUCUGAGAGUAAUAUAUUAAGCAAGUCGCCGAUAAGUCCUUCGGGGGCUAGCAGAACGACACCUCUCGCCGAACGUGAGUCUAGGCCGCCUAUAGGAAGCUUAGAAGGACGAAGUGAACAACAGAUGAAGGCACCAGACCUCGAACGACUUGAAACUGGAACGGUCCCUCGGAUAGUUGAAAGUCCGCCUCAGAAACAGGCUAUACAAGAAUCCGAGCAGAAACAACCGGAACAAACCAGUGAUAACUCUAUGACAAGAGGUAGGCCAACGAAAGCCGAAAAAUCUCCUGGCUCUCCGCGUAUUCUCUCGACGAACCUAUUGUCCAUGCCAGAUUUACCGGUACGGACUUCCAGCAAAAGAGCAGUAACGACAGCAAGAGCUAAGCUUAAUGGUGCUGAGGAUGCUGCUAUCGAUCGACUAGAACCGAUUAGUAGAGCUGCCACUGGUUCUAACACCGGCAGUGGAAAUGAGACGGCAGCCGGAAAUCGUGCGUCGUUUGCCGAGAGUUUAAUGACAGAUUCCUCACCAAAGGUGUUAAAAGCAGAGACAGCCACAGCAUACCACCCUAUAGUAGUUCGCACAUCAUCUUCACGGCCCGAAAUCCAUUCCCCCCUGAAUCUGAACUUCCCCUCCCCACCCACAGACAAAACCAAUCGUUCGGUGCAGGCGAAUCUUUUAUCACCUCCCACCACAUCCGAAGGAACUCCGAGCCGCAAGGAUCGCGUCAGGGAACGGAAGAAAAGAGAUAUGGAGAAGUUAAAGGCCAAGAUUUAUCAACCUCCAGCGUCGCGUCUUCUCCAAGUUGAAUCACAAGCCGAAAAUGCCUGGCCAGAGUCUCCGGUGCUUGGCCGGUUUAACCAAGACCUAGGCUUACCGCCUUCUAGGCCGUAUAUAACGGGGAAAAUGUCAGAUAUCAGCCCUAUCAGGCCUAGUAUUCAAUUAAAAUCUCCCUACCUAUCAGCAGAGACUGUGGCGAAGAAGCGACGUAAGAGAAGUAUCAGUGCCCCAGUACUAACCAGCUCAUCGUCUCCGUCGUCAUCUCCCUUAGAACCCCUAAGAGCAGCGCCUUGGGAGGAUAGCACAUCUUACUACCGCCGAAGAGAACGACUAGCAGAGCACGAAGAAGCAGCAGCGAGGAGGACACGGUACGCAGCUCACGCGCUGGCAGAGCAAAAUGAGACCCGUGAAUGGGCGAUGCGGCAGAAGCUUCUGCGGCGGUACGAGAAGCUAAAAGAAAGCCGUACAAAAGACAUGGAGAAACGGCUGCGCCGCGUAGAACGGAACGGGGAGAUUCUUAUGCAGACGUUAGUAUCUCUGAUGAAAACUCUCGACACCUUGUUGCAAGACCGACAAGUCCUACAACGCAGCGUUUCUUCGGCAUACCCUGCAGCCAGUUCCGUUCCGCAACCACAAUCGCAACCUCACAGGUCCGCAGAGGGACGAACUCAAUCCUUAAGAUCCGCACGCAGCUUUGACAAUUCGCUCCCGAUGCUACGAUCGCAGCCGGAGCAGAGGGAGAUCCCUUUUCGAAGACACCGUCCCCGGAGCCUACGCCUUUCCGGACAUGGACGCCAAUCAGGCACGACGAGAUGUCCACAGCAGAGCGGAGGAGGGCAAGAAAGCAGCGAAGCGGAUACCCGCGUCCGUCAGUCGGCAUUAGAAGCACUACAGGCGCAGUUACAAUCCCAGUCUCGAUUUCCCCGCAGUGCUCGAGCCGGAGGGCUUUCAAGCUACUCCAGCAGCAUCAGCAAUACCCACAGCGACGAAACUGGUAGCCUCGAGGUCAUGGAGCCGCUUAUGCGCGAACUUCAGGAAGCAGCGGGGUACGGCGUCGAACGACGCCAGGGGGGAGAGCGUGAGGAGAAGGAGGGCGGGACGUCUCUUAGCGAGAGCGAGGUCUUUAAUCUUUUCUGA
This is a messenger RNA of Daldinia vernicosa, 3135 nucleotides long. RefSeq lists its product as uncharacterized. The coding region runs from base 424 to 3135 and encodes 903 amino acids. Lineage: Eukaryota; Fungi; Ascomycota; Sordariomycetes; Xylariales; Hypoxylaceae. The record is from RefSeq and is a predicted model, not a curated record. The transcript has a single exon.